This is a messenger RNA of Rhodamnia argentea, 1395 nucleotides long. Its product is annotated as exosome complex component RRP42-like. The coding region runs from base 241 to 1101 and encodes 286 amino acids. The transcript has 9 exons. NCBI's taxonomy places the organism in Eukaryota, Viridiplantae, Streptophyta, Magnoliopsida, Myrtales, Myrtaceae. Gene Ontology annotation, biological process: nuclear mRNA surveillance; nuclear polyadenylation-dependent mRNA catabolic process; U5 snRNA 3'-end processing. Gene Ontology annotation, cellular component: cytoplasmic exosome (RNase complex); nuclear exosome (RNase complex). The record is from RefSeq and is a predicted model, not a curated record.
UCUCUCUUCUGACCUCCGCCUCCCUCUCUCCUGUUUCUCAGUCUCCCUACUCUACUCUUGCUCGCACAGCGCCGUCGCACUCUCGCCGCCGUCGGACUCCCUUCGAUCUCUGGCUUCCGCUCCCGCCUGCGCAACCCAGCUCCGCCUCUCUCGUUUCUUUUUCCAGCUCGCCGACUCCGAGCCGCCGCUGAUCUUUGCAGUGUCCACGCCUAGCUCGCCGAUUCGCCGUCGAAACCAAGGAUGACCGGCUUAUCUCUUGGAGAAAAGCAAUUCAUACAAGGCGGCAUUGCUCAAGACCUCCGCUCUGAUGGUCGUAAAAGACUAACUUACCGACCUAUAUAUGUCGAAACGGGGGUCAUUCCUCAGGCCAAUGGCUCAGCCAGAGUUAGAAUGGGUGGAACUGAUGUCAUUGCCAGUGUGAAGGCCGAAAUUGGAAGACCAAGUCCCCUACAACCCAACAAAGGGAAAGUUUCCAUAUACGUUGAUUGCAGCCCAACUGCCGCUCCAAUGUUUGAGGGUAGAGGGGGUGAGGAGUUGUCAACAGAACUCUCAGUCGCUCUUCAGCGAUGUCUUUUGGGUGGGAAAAGUGGAGCAGGUGCUGGAAUUGAGUUGUCAUCUCUGAUAGUUGUGGAAGGAAAAGUCUGUUGGGAUCUGUACAUUGAUGGUCUUGUCAUCAGUUCAGAUGGGAAUCUCCUAGACGCUCUUGGUGCUUCCAUCAAGGCUGCUCUGAGCAACACAGGCAUCCCCAGAGUGCACGUCGUAGCCGAAGCAUCCGGUGAAGAUCAACCCGAACUUGAUAUCAGUGACGAAGAAUUUUUACAAUUCGACACAUCUGGGGUUCCUGUCAUUGUUACAUUAACGAGGGUGGGCAGGCAUUAUAUUGUAGAUGCGACUCCGGAGGAAGAAUCACAGAUGAGCUCCGCUGUUUCUGUUUCCAUUAACAGGAAAGGGUUAAUAUGUGGUCUUACCAAGCGGGGAGGAGCGGGUCUGGAUCCAAGUGUCAUCCUCGAUAUGAUAUCCGUGGCUAAGCAUGUAAGCGAACAACUAAUCGAUCGGUUAGAUUCUGAGAUAUCUGCCGCUGAAGCCAUUGAAGAAGAAUGAUGCACUUGUCUAAGUCUUAACGUUCUUUUGGUAAUUUAGGCUACAGCCAAUCGGUCCGUUAGAUUCCAAGAUAUCUGCCUCCACAGUUUCCUGUAGCAUUAGUCAGUGUCUUAUGUGGCUGGAAAAUGUCCUCAAUUUGUUGUCCUCACUGGCUACUCAGAUUGAAAAAAGGCUUAUGAUUUGAACAAUUUUGGGGAGAAUGAGGCGGUCUACAAGGAAUAGGAUUCAAAGGGUCUGCUGGGGUGGGACUUCCUUCACCCAUCUGUGUCAAUCUAAGUUUUGUUUUUGCCAUCC